AUGGGGAAAGAAGAUGAAGAAUCGCAAAGCGUAGCAAAAAACUCUGUGAAAGUGACACCAUUAUUUAGUAUUGUGUGGUUCAAAGAAGUUAUUAUGAAGAAUUAUAUACUCCUCUUAUUUACACUACCCUAUUUUUAUUGCGAACUAAUCCACAAAUCAUCACUUAAAAAUACUAUUGAUAGUCCACAAGAAUAUCAAGACAAAAUAAAAAAGUUAAUUGAAGAACUUGAUACAGAUUUUACAAAAUAUUGGACAUAUAAAGAUUUAUUUAACAAGCCUGAACACCUGGGUGUCUCAUCUGAACGUGUCCAGAGAGCGUUAAAAAAUUUAGGAAACGAGAAACGCCUGAAGAGGUUGCUCAUAAAAGCAUUGAACGGAGAAAAAAUCAGACUGGUCACUAUUGGUGGCUCUAUUACCAAAGGAGCUCCGUUCGCUGAAAAAGGGAACGGUUAUAGAGUGUAUUUUAAUGCAAUACGUAAUUGGUGGAACAGAAUAUUCACUCCUUUAACCAGAUCGAGGAUGGCUUCUAGAAGCAUUUCCAUUGGUGGUGUAGGGACUGAUUAUUUUUCGUAUUGCUUGAACACACAUUUACGUGAAGACGAAAAACCUAAGUUAAUCUUAUGGGAACUGUCAGCGAACGACAGAGGACGAUACGACGAUAAACCGUUUCCCACGGGGCAACCUUUAGAACAAUUCACACGAAAUGUUUUGAAUCGCAUCUCACAACCGGCAUUGCUGUAUAUACAUUUCUUCCGCGGUCACGAUUAUUUGGACGGUAAGUGCAAAAAUUUAGAAGGUGAAGGUGGAGACGUGGUGGCAAGACACUACAACAUUGCGUCGAUUAGUUGGCGCAACUUUGUUUGUCAAAGUAUGAAAGACAGAGUUGAACUUUUCCUUGCCAAGAACACGUUCUCCUAUGACCAACUGCAUCCAAGCAUCUUGGGUCAUGCUCAGAUGGCAUUUCUCAUCAUAAACCAUCUAAAGAACAGCUUCCUCCGCAUGUUGAAAUCGCAUGCUUUAAACGUUCCUUCUCUAGCAUUAUUCCAGCAACAGACAUUUAUACAAGGUGAUAUAACAUUGCCAAAACCACUCUACCAUGAGACCACAUUCAAUAAACCAUUAUGCUUCACAUAUUUCCGAUAUAACGACUACGAACCAAACAAUACGCUGGCAGUAAAUAUCAUAAGACACGAUGAUUUCAAAUUAAACAUAUUUAAAAAAUUCAAAAUACGGACUGACAAACUAGGAGGAAUGCAAACAUAUCUCGCAGAACAGUUAUUACAAGUCGCAAUCCAAUUACCUGCUCCCUACGCACGUUUAGUUGCUAUAACACAUGCGGGGACAGGCAACGGACAAGUAUGGUUGGAUCAAGAUACACCUGUUCUUAUAAACAGUGACAAAUAUACAAUGGGAUCCAAAGUGGAUUUAAUCACAACGAAUGUCAACGCUGGUAAUCAUACUUUGAAUGUGCUGUCUAUGAAAAAUGGAUUUGCAUUCUGUGGAAUCGCUGUCUUAUGAAAAUGUGUAACAUUGGUUGUUUUUCAUCAUUUACUAUAUUUUUCCUACAGCACUUUUGAAAUUCUAGCUAUA
This is a messenger RNA of Hydractinia symbiolongicarpus, 1590 nucleotides long. RefSeq lists its product as uncharacterized. Lineage: Eukaryota; Metazoa; Cnidaria; Hydrozoa; Anthoathecata; Hydractiniidae. The record is from RefSeq and is a predicted model, not a curated record. The coding region runs from base 1 to 1518 and encodes 505 amino acids. The transcript has a single exon.